CAAACUCAAAGUGCUCAGUGCUGUCAAAAUAGAGAACUGAACUUUGAAGUGCAAUUCCAAUUUGUAAUUAAUUAAUUAUUGUUUGUGAUUUUGAUUUAGCCGGUUCAGUGCAAUAAUUAAAACUUUUCAUUAACUUGCGUUUUGUGUCUAUACACUUGACCUGAAUUCAUAAUGUCCGAGAACCAAGACACACCAAUGGCUAAUAAUGAAGCUGAUGAUGUACCAAAAAAAGCUGUGGUGGUAAGGAACGGUGAGAAUCACAGUGAAGACGGUAAAUCUCCGACGCCGCCCGUUACCCCGCCGCCUGUUGAGGAGGAAACCCAGGAGCUGAUUGUAGUUGACGAGAACACAGACAUUCUCGAUUUGAACCAUGGCAGAAUCGGUAAAAUCGAAAAUCUUGAACCACUAAAGAAUUUGGAAAGAUUAUACUUAAGGUGGAAUCUAAUCAAAAAGAUUGAAGGUCUGGAUACACUCACCAAAUUAGUGGAACUUGAGCUUUAUGACAAUCAAAUUGUUGUCAUUGAGAAUUUGGAUAGCUUAGUUAAUUUAGAAAUACUGGAUCUCUCGUUUAACAGAAUUAAGGAAAUCACAGGUCUUGACAAGCUGCUGAACCUUCGGAAAUUGUUUCUAAGCUCCAACAAGAUUACUGAAAUCAAAAAUGUUAAUCACUUCCCUAAACUGGAAAUGUUAGAGUUGGGCGACAAUCGUAUAAGGGAAAUCAAAAACUUAUCAGGACUAGACACACUAAAAGAACUUUACCUUGGUAAAAAUAAAAUAUCUAAAAUACAAAAUCUCGAAGACCUCAAAAAUCUAGAGUUACUGAUCAUACAGAGCAAUCGCCUUCUCAAAAUAGAAAAUUUGGAACAUUUGACUAAUUUAGAACAGUUGUAUCUAUCUGAGAAUGGUAUAACAGUGAUGGAGAAUAUGGAGAAUCAAGUCAAAUUGCAGACUUUGGAUUUAUCUAUGAACAGGAUCACUGUUAUUGAGAAUGUGCAGCACAUGAGCAAUCUAGAGGAGCUUUGGUUAAACAACAACCAAAUAGCAGAUUGGUCAUCAGUGGAUUAUCUGCAGCAAAAUAAAAAGUUGGCAACAAUAUAUUUAGAACACAACCCGCUGGCUACAGAUCCCGCCUACAGGAGGAAACUCAAGCUGACACUGCCUUCACUGCAGCAGAUCGACGCUACUUUGUGUAGAUAAGAGUUUAUUACUAACUGAAAUAUAUUAUAAUGGCGCCAUGAAAGUUAAAACUAGUAAUUAUACAAUUUUUAUAUGCUGCUGCAUAUCUUGACAUCUCAGUCCUGUUCUUGUUCAUUAUAAUGUUACUUUAUACUGAUCUAAUGUCCCAUUUUGGCUUCGAUUAGUUAGCGAACAACAGCAUGUUGAUUUAAAUUUGUAUAAAAGUAAAAUAACAUCUAGAAUCAGAUGGAUGUUGAAAAAUAAAUUUAGAAUAUGAUAGUUGAAUUUAAUUUUAGGUAGGAUAUACUUUUGUUUAUGUUAAUCAUAUUGUAGUCUUUGUUUAUUAAUAUCUACACACUAACAUGAAUAUCACUUUAUUUUUAACUUUCAUGGCUUAUGUUGUAUGUAGAUCAACAGUAGAAUAUUUGGAGAGAUUAUAGUAUUUGACGAUUGUCGUAUUUUGUUAUGUAACUACUUAGUUAAUAAAAACUCUAUGGUAUUAUUGUUGUAUGUGAUGUGGUACAUCUGUCCCCAACCUCCCUUUGUGGUAGAUUACUGUUGUGAUUGUGUUUGGGGAUUUUAAAUUGUGUUUAGGUGUUAUUGUAGUUUCUGUUGUAAUAAAUUUUUACUUUCUUUUCUGGUAGUACAUAGUAGAUACUUUUAGUUUUAACUAAGGUAAACAAAAUAUAUAAUUUGUUCAAAGUUUAUAAAACAUUAUAAUUAUGAAUAUAAUAUUUUAUCAUGCAUUGAAAAUGUAUAAAAAAGAAUUGUUUCAAGAGGACUUAGCUUACAAGCAUUUUUUGAAUAUCAAGCUUGACUAUUUGGUAAACAGGUAUCUUGAUAAAAGCUGGCAAUAAACUCAACAAUAAUGUUCUUUUUAAAAUAUUUUUUUACAUUUUUAUUACAUAGAAUAAUUAUUUCUACUAGGGUAAACAUAAAAACCGAUAUAAAAGAUGAUCUAAUUACCUGGAAGUAAUUGGAUCAUCUUUUACAUUCACCACUAUAGCAUUUUUGUCAUUAAUAAAUUUAUCAUUUGUGUAUUAUGUUAUGUGUUUUAAAACAUAGUAAAAUAGAAUAUAUAAAGUUACAUACAGGCUGGUCGGAAGUAUUUCCCAUAACUCUAGGGUUAUAUUCUUUAAGGAAAAUUUAUUAAAAAUGUCUAAGGAACAUGUUUUCUACAAUGAAUAUUUACUGAGAUUUCUUUGGUAAAUAGAUCUUACAUUGUGUCCCUUAUAUCGCAUCUUAUAAUAUGACCUAACGAAACUUAUUCAUUGAUAAAUAUCAUGAAGCAGCUUACUAGUGAAGUGCUGAGUGCCUGCUGCAAUAUCUCGUCGAUAUCGACAGCGAUUACGUAUUUUAAAAUGCAAGGAUAGAUAAAGGCGUGUGUUACAUGGAUAGUCAGAAUUACUUUGUAUGUAUUAUGAAAACAUAAAAAGCUUAAAUUAGUUAUUUGUCUUGAAGUUAUGGUAAAAACAUCCUGUAUAUUUCGUAUACAUAUAUGUAUAUGAAACAUUGAAAUGUAAUGGGUCCAUAUCCAUCUUUGUACAAAUAUUAUAGAUAAUAAUUAUAAUCAGCUGAUGCCAGCAAAGUCCAAUUUACUAAUAUAAAUAAAUAUAAUGAAUUUCAUGACUGAUUUACAUUUUAGCAUCCAUAUUCAGCUGUAAAAACUCGCUAAAGUACAUACAUAUUAGAACAAAAGUAUGCCUUAUGAACUUUGACAUUCUACUAACUUAUACUUAGUACUUAUAAUAAAACUGUAAUAGGUCCAAUUCUGUAAAAAAUUAAGAAAAGAUAUACCUAUAGAUAUUUAAAAAAAAACAUUUUAUUCCAAUAACACCUUAUUUCUUUAUUAUUAUUAAUAUCUUCAUUGUCCAAAAUUUAUCCUGUUACAGUUUUAUUAUACCUACCUAGAUAUAUAUAUAUUGUAUAUGGUUAAAAAAUAUAAACAUAGGUAUUUGACUUAGUUAUGUAAUUACCUAUUUUAUUAGCUGAGCCUUGGGUAUGUAAAAUUACUAGCGGACGCCCGCGACUUCGUCCGCCCUUUGACCUCUAAGCGAUCCUAUCGCAAAAUCCGUUUUUUAGCAUACCCGUGUAAUUACGUUAUAUACUUAUUCAGAAUAUCAAUCAAACUACCGAUUUCAUAUUACAACAAACAGUAAAAGUUUAAUAAAUACAUAUUAAUUGAACUUUUAGAUAUAUAGGUAUUAUUAGAACCUGCUAAAAGUAUAAUAUGUAUUGUAAUUUGUAUAGAGAAAAUACUUACCUAUUAGUUUUUAAUUGUUUAGCAGCGCCGCGUGGUUUUACCUUCCCAUUUUCGUGUAAAUCUGGGUGUGAAAAAAAUAGCGUGUAUUUUUGGAGUUUACUCCUUAUGAAUCAAUUUUUCACACAUAGCCCCCUGUAUGAAAAAAAAAUAUGGGCAGUAAAAUUCGAUGAACGAAUUAUAUUAUUAAUUACAAAUAUUAUGAUAGCAUUACGUUUUUGUGCGCAACCUAUUCUGCGCACCUUUCACCCACGUCCGCACGUAUGUGCACGCUGUUGGCGGGCGCGGACGCUGCGGUCUGCAGCUCCUCGGUUGCGCUUUCACUUUCCAGUCGUAGGUAUUGAGACGUACAUAGAGUAUGCAACGGGGUAACAUACACCAAUUUCUUUAGCCAGUUUCUUCAUGUAAAGCUAAAGUAACAGUAUAAGUAGUAAAGAAGACUUUGUUUUUCCGUGAUUAAGACCGUCACUUUAGCUUUAUGACGUUACUUUGACUGUUACUUACGAUGAAGAAACUGGCCGUUAGACAGGCGACCUGAAAGAAUAAACUCCGUUGGUACGUUGGAGCUGACACACACUUUUUUAGAUUUUACGACAUUGCCGGAUUAAGGAGAUAUAAGGGUGGACGAAGCCGCGGGCGUCUGCUAGUUUUAAAUAUGUAUAGUGAUAAGAAAUUGUGGCACAAAAUAUAAUCAAAUAUCGCAAUAAUACUGCAGAAAUGCAUUUCCAGGCAGUCUCGGAGUCUCGCAGCAGCCUAGGACUGAUGGGGGAUGCUCACCGGCGGCCUUCCAGUCUAUUCACUAAAGUUAACUUUAACGUGUAAAUAACGGUCUUUGUAUUUCAAAUGUAAUGUAAUUAAAAGUGUAUUGGUAAA
Bicyclus anynana (squinting bush brown) is the source of this 4309-nucleotide messenger RNA. Its product is annotated as protein phosphatase 1 regulatory subunit 7. NCBI's taxonomy places the organism in Eukaryota, Metazoa, Arthropoda, Insecta, Lepidoptera, Nymphalidae. Gene Ontology annotation, molecular function: protein binding. The coding region runs from base 172 to 1197 and encodes 341 amino acids. The record is from RefSeq and is a predicted model, not a curated record. The transcript is spliced from 6 exons.